CAGAAAACGUUGCGUUUACACCACCACCUAGGACGGACAGGCAGACAAGCCAAGCUACCAUUAGCAAGACCUGGCUGCUUGCUAGCUUGCUUGUAGAGAGAGAGAGAGACAGAGGGAGAGAGAGAGAGGAAGAGGAGCUAGCCUAUGGUGGUGUAGCUCUCCGGCCGAGGCGGGCGCAGGAGCGGGGCGAACGCUGAACGCAAUGGCGAGGGGUUGCGCCGGCGCCGGCGACGGCGACGGCAUGCUCGCGCGGCUGCGGAGGGCGGCCGCCAAGCGGAUCGGCCUCUCCUGCGCCUCCUUCUUCUCCCACGCCGCCGCCGCCUCCUCCCCUUCCCCGCCUUCCAAGACUAUCUCGUGCUCAGCACUGAAUGCGCCUGCAGACACCACUGAUGAAGACCAGGAAAAGCUGGAGGAGCCCACUAGCACAAGAAUGGCUGACAAGAAUCUCUGUGCAAUAUGUCUGGAACCCCUCAGCACUGGCAACAAUGAUACUGAUAAUGGUGACAAGCCAGCAAUCUUCACAUCGCAAUGCUCCCAUUCUUUCCACUUCCUAUGCAUCGCCUCCAACAUUCGGCAUGGCAACGUUACAUGUCCUAUCUGCCGUGCACAGUGGUCUCAGCUGCCACGCGACUUGAAGGUGCCACCAUUGCUGCAAAACCAGUCUGAUCCAAUCCUUCGAAUCCUCGAUGAUAACAUCGCAUCCUCUCGUGUCAACAGAAGAUCGUCCAUCCGUGCUGCCCGAUACAAUGACGAUGAUCCAGUUGAGCCUUACACCUUGACCGAGCAUGUGGAUCCAUGCCUUCGCUUUGCUCUUAUCCCAUCUCCAGUUGCAGCUCACCAUCAUGUCCUCGGGCACUACCCUUGUGGCCAUGUGAUGCCGCUGCAGCAGCACUGCCAGUACAGCAGCUCUUCCAUGCUCUCACCGCCACAGAUUGCUUCACCAAGUGGGCAGAGGCGUGCUUACCUCUCUGUCAGUCUUGCUCCACAGCCAGCCAUGGACCUAGUUCUGGUUGCCAGCCCAAAUGGGCCACAUCUCAGGCUCUUGAAGCAGGCAAUGGCACUUGCUGUCUUCUCAAUGCGCGCAAUUGACCGGUUAGCCAUUGUCACAAAUGCGACAACCGCAACCCGCUCCUUCCCCUUGCGCCGGAUGUCAUCCCAUGGAAAACGAAUGGCAUUGCAGGUCAUUGAACACCUCUGCUGUGUUGGUGGUACAGAUCCUGUAGGGGCUUUGCAGAAGGGCCUGAAGAUACUAGAGGACCGGGCACACCAGAAUCCAAGCAGUUGCAUCCUUCACCUGUCCGACCAUCCGAUCCGCAGCUGUUUCGGGGUCGACACGAACCGUUUCAAUAUCCCGGUUCACCAGUUCCAUGUCGGGCUUGGUUUCGGGGUGCAGAAUGGCUUUGUGAUGCAUGAGUUUGAGGAGCUCUUGGCACGGUUACUUGGCGGUGUCAUAGGCGAUACCCAGCUCAGGAUCGGCGAGCAUGGUGGAGUGGUGAGGCUAGGUGAGCUGAGGGGUGGUGAAGAGAGAAGGAUCCCACUUGAUCUAGUGUCAGAUUGUGGAUUCAUACUGGUUGGCUAUAGCUACUUGGAGGGUGGAAGAGAGGAUCAGUUCAGGACCGGUGAAGUCGCCGUAGGUUUCGAAGAGAAAGGCGAAAACCGGUACUGCGGGAUCAGGGAUGCAGGUGGUCUGAGUAUCGGUGGUGAGAGGAGGAGCAGCUGCUGUGCUGAGAGAUGGGACUACCUUGAUCCGUUCAUGGCGCGGCGAUGGGCGAAACAUUUCAAUGUGUACAGGGCCUGACUAAAGGAGGGAGCUUGAUGAUGAUCAUCAGCUCAGCAAGGCUGGUUUACCAGUUUGACAGGAUAUGAUUCAUGUUGGUUCUUGAUUUUUUUUUCUUCUUUUUCUUUCAUUCCAGCAAGCAUCUCAUCAGGGAAGUGCUUGCUUUUGGGGUUUUUGUUGUGGAUCUGAGUCUAUGUAAGAUGUCUGAUUUCCAUCAGACGUGUGGACUGUGCACAAGGUUUUCUGUUGUUCUCAAUCUGUAUGUGUGAAUCGGAAUGUGAACAAAAAGCUCAGCACAGGGAAUGAGAGGUGGUUGCAUUGGAGUGAAUUUUCUGAUUUCAUUGUCAGCAACUGACAUGCUAUCUUUCAAAAGAAAUUUAACGAAUGUGAUGCUU
Molecule: messenger RNA, 2172 nt
Organism: Oryza brachyantha (malo sina)
Lineage: Eukaryota; Viridiplantae; Streptophyta; Magnoliopsida; Poales; Poaceae
Product: E3 ubiquitin-protein ligase WAV3-like
Exons: 3
Coding region: 203-1798 (531 amino acids)
Molecular function (GO): zinc ion binding
Source: RefSeq, a predicted model, not a curated record